CGCAUGUCUUAACUCGAAAUUGGAAGUGGGAGGGUGUUUUUAUUGUUUUAGUAAUACUAGCACAGUGCCACGGACAGGUACAAGGCCAAGAGAGCUAUCCAGUUCCGGAGGCAGAAGAUGUCGUUUCUUCGGAAUUAAACGCCCACGAAACGUGCGCUACCGCCGAUCCCCAACCACCGUCCUAUUUUGACGGGCAAGCGAGCUCCAAACAAGACGCUCAUGCUGAACAUGACGAUUGCCGGGGGCAUUAUAAUCAAGGUACUUUCACAUCCAGAGUCAGUGGCUUUUGUAACUGUGGAGGUGGAAUGACUAAAGCGCAGGUCACAUGUACAAGGAGUCGGUCAGCGUCCGAAAAAGUAUUGAAAAAAUUGCCCGAACACAAAAAAGAAAUUUUCUACCGUUUGCGCUUAGCUUUGUGCUUUGCCAGGAAAAAACAUCUAAGUGGCGGGAAGCGCGUGAUAGAUGUGCCAGCGGGAACGCCAUGUCGCACACUGUCAUAUAUAAACAGUAAAGGGUCGGCUGAGUCAGAUAAUAUUUCUAUUAAAUCCACCGUCUGUGGAGAAUCAGUGGAUCAAACUCCACCUGCCCAACUAGAUGCAAAAUACGGAAAGAAAACCGGCAGUCAAGAAAACCAAAAAUCUCGUCGGGGAAGGAAACCGAGGAAACUCUUUAUUGAUAAUUUUGGUGGGUCUGAUGGACAGGUGAAAACUACCUUCAAGACGGAAGUCCGGAGAGGUCAUGCAAGUAAAGCCAGACCCACUAUAUCUGGACGAACACCAAAUAUCAGUACAAAAGUUGAGCUGAGACGAAGACUUAGGUCAGACACGAGGAAAGACCGCAAACGAUUGGUGAAAAAUUCGUGCUGUGCUUUGUGUGGUGAUGUAAAAUACACUCCUCCCCCUAGUAAGAAUCUGGCCCGUAUACUCAAUCACAGAUCGAGAGCUGGCCGCCCCAGCCCGACUGCGUUGCAGAAAGGUGCCUGUCAUAACUCAGAGUCCCAUCGGCCCCCGACCACACCGAUUUUGCGCUUUGAGAAAAACCUCAUGGUGAAACUGUGUGAUGUAGCCCGAGUGUUUGACAUAGCCUCACGUGAUUUCUCAUGUGUCUUGCCAGCGGUACUAAGACAAAAGAGGAAACGCAAAAGAGUGAGGUGCUCAAUGAAAGAAUUCAGUUUUCUCUUGCAACCUCCUCUUCAUGGCAUCAGCAAGCAAAGAAGUAAGAUUGCUAACCAAUCCUGGGAAGUUUCCACUCCAACCCAUAGCUGUGCUUCUUUCUCAUCAGGUGAUCCUCCAUCUGGAGCUACAGGCAGCACAUACAUUUCAGACACAGCAGAGACUCCAGAUGGAUCUGUAAAGAAAUGGGAUGCUUGCCUUGUAAGGAAUCCAGACUGCGAGAGGAUGAGACAGACCGACAUUGAAGGAACUGCCUCAGUACUCCCACGUUGUGAAGACAGCAGUCCUGUUGUGCGUUUCUGUGAGAAAGACAAGGCCUGUCCAAUGAAUAACAUCUCUGAAAGUCCUUCCAGCCCAGUGCGUCGUGUACCACCUUUAAUACUCAGACGAGUUACUGUCAAUGGUUUUGUUUUCAGACAUGACAAUGAGAACAGAGGUCUUUCACUGGAUGAAGAGGAGGAGGACAGAAGAAAUGAAGAUUCUGAUUGUGAAGUGAACUCACCUGAGAGUUUCUCCUGCCAGCGAACGCAAGCCUACAUAUUUUUCCCCCAAUCAUCAUGCGCUCGCACAUGCAAAAUCUGGCCCUUUCCUAGAAUGGGCCCUCCUAAUGAAAUCAGACCAUCGCAUCUAACUGGACCCCGGUGGAUUGUGACCACUCCAUUUCCUGCCACCGUUCAGACUUCUCACGGUGUAGCACCUGAAUGCUUAUCAGAUAAGGAUGUUCAAAACAAACUUUCCAAACCCACAAAGCAAAGCAAGAGCAGUCAUGAUGAAAGAGGAGCACUGGAGGGCCAACUACUUUCUUCUGCACCAGGUGAGAAGCCACCUAUUGACAUGUUAGCUGUGUUGGAAAAGACUUCAAAAAAUCCAGCACAAAGUCUUUACAGUCCCAGAGGUACAAUGACUCAAGAUAUUUUUCAUAUUUCGAAACUUGCAGAACACACCACUUACUGUGCAUUUGGUGAAAAACCACCCACUUGCACACCAGAAAGGGCUUGGAAAUGUCUAGUAGACAGUCCAAGAGUCGUAUUCUCUCAUGUUUCCAAACCAGCAGAGCUUGAGUCAAACCAAAGUCUGAAGAAAGCUUUUGAGGAUGUUCUUGAGUACUCUGCACCUGUAAUGACUGAACAGGGUAACAACUACAAACUUAAUGGUCUUGACUAUGCAGCAUCAUUAGAAGGGAACGGUAUUUUAAAAAAACAUUCCCUUCUCAAGAAGUCUAAUAAGGAAAUGCUUUCAAGUGGGUCCAACAAUCAGUCUGAUGUUCCUGUCAUCAGGGAAGAAGAUACAAAAUUGCGCAAAGAUUCGUUAAAUCCCAAAGCUGUUAGUCGUGAUGGGGUCGAAAAUUGUGGUAGACGAGUUCUCUAUAACCCAGGGUCACUCUCGCAAAUAUGUCUUAAAGUAAAAAUGCUAAAAGCUCAGCAUUCUUCUUUAGUGACAACCACCUCCUCGGUGGAGCAGGAGACCAAAAGUGUUACUCCAAAUUCAGUUGGGCAUACACCCGACAGCAACCCUGACUUUUCAGGAGAAGGGAAAAGAACGCAAGUAUUUGACACCUCCUCAAUCACAGACUCCUCCUCUGAAGAUGAAAACAAGAAUUUCACUAGUCUGUCUUCAGAAGAGGAGUCAUUGAAACGUCAUGCAGCUGAGAGCUUGUUGUCUGAUGAUGAUGGGACAUGUCAGAUUAAAGAUAAAGAACAAGGCUCCACCCUUCCACCAUUUCCGGUGAUUGCAGACAGCUUCCUGGAUGUUUCUCGAGCAUAUGAAGAAGAUGUCCUUAUACUGGAUGUGAUACAGGAUGAUCCAGAGUUGUUCGGGGCUGUGGUCACUGAAACUGUGAGUAACAAAGAUGCGUCUACACAGGAGAAUGAAAAUGAAAAAACACAGCAAAAAUCAGAGUCGAAACUUCAAACUGGAAAUCCCUGCAAGAUUGUCUGGGAUCUAAACUCAGAUCGGUAA
Molecule: messenger RNA, 3131 nt
Organism: Pimephales promelas (fathead minnow)
Lineage: Eukaryota; Metazoa; Chordata; Actinopteri; Cypriniformes; Leuciscidae
Source: RefSeq, a predicted model, not a curated record